UAUAGAAAUUUUUUAACCUUUUGAACGUUGACCCUAGAAGGAAAAUUCCUGAUCCGUCCCUGACCGUCAGUACUACCACUCACUCGGUUUCACAAAAAUGGCAGCGGAUGGUGCUCUGUUUCUUCGGAAAAAGUUAUGGAAGAAUGUUGCAGAGGCAGAGUCUGAGUUAUCAGGUUUCAUUCCCAUUUCUUACUUCGAAGAAAUCAAAGAAUUGGUGAAACUGAUAAGAAGGGCGGUCCUUUAUGGUGAUUGUUCACACCCUCAAGCUAUCUAUGGGCUUUACGAGCUCAACGACCUGUUGGCCGAGUGCCGAAUCUUCGCACAUGAGUGGAAGAAGGUCAACAAGAAGUGUCUGCUCCUCAACCCUUUCAGGACUUAUUUCAUCCGAAAGAUGAAGAAGCGGCUGGCCACAAUCAAGGGGACGUUUGCUGAGGGUAUGAGAAGCCACAGAGAAACGCAGCCCAUGAUCGAAGGUCGUUACUUGGGCCGCAAAAUUCCCGGGAACAGGAGGAAGGAUCGGGCCGAAUUCAUGUUACAGCCAAAGCAAGUUUUGGGUUUUGAUGAGCAGGCAGAGAAGAUUGAGGGCUUGUUGUUCGGCGGCGUUGCUGGGUUUACGGCAAUCGGGAUCGUCGGCAUUGCCGGCGUUGGUAAGACCGCUCUUGUACAAAAAGUUUUGUUUAGUGAUAGAGUUUGGGAUGAGUUUUCUCCUGUCAUUUGGUUGUGCUUGUCGGAUAUAAGCGAAGAAAUAUUACAAGUAAAUACUGGGUUCAGCAUUGUGACUUGCAUUCUUGAAAAUUUAUCGGGUGAAAGGCUCAAUCGAGAUGUAGAAGUAGAUGCUAGGAUGCGUGUUAUUGAUAAGCUGUUGUAUGCUUUAGAUCGACAUGUAGAUGUAAAUGCUAGGAAGGCUGUUCUGGAUAAGAUCUCGGAUAGGGUCAGUGAUAGCCCUGCUAGGGAGCUUGUUGUUGAUAAGCUCUUGGAUGAGCUCCAUCGACAAUUAAUGGAUAAAAGGUAUCUGAUUGUGUUGGAUGAUGUGUGGCACAAGAACGACUUCUAUUCGGAUUUAUGUUAUGCACUUCCGCAAGAUGAAGGAAUGGAGUGUCGGUUAGCCCACGGAUUGCCGAAGGGGAGUGGCGGGGCGGUCAUUGUCACCAGUAGGAUAACGGAAGUGGCUCAAGAUAUGGUGGGGGAAAAUAACUUGAUUCUCGUUAAGCCUUUGGAUAGAGAAAGUUGCUGGCAUAUAUACAAGGACUCUAUUAAGAAUGAAGUUUUUAGCAAAUCAAGUCAGGAAAUUUUGGAAGAGAUUGAGAAUGAAAUAAAGGAUCAAUGCCAUGGUCUGCCGUUGGCUGCUAAGACACUCGCACAAAUCAUUCCCGAACAGAUUCGUGAAAUCGAGAGGGAACGCUUCUUCAAGGAGACAUACAUACCUGAUGAAUUGCUUAAGCCUGAUUUGGAUGUUGAAACUGCUGUCCAUGUACCAGAAUGCCCAGUGUUAGUGUUUAUUGAUAUAAAUAAUAAAAAUCUUGGAGAAAGACUCUUUGAUGAUUUUUGCUACCAUCUUAAUAAAAAGCAGGUUUAUGCUGUGCUGGAUGAGAAUUCUGAUUCUGAGCAAAAAGGAAAGCCAGAGAAUCCUGAGAGGGUGCUAACUGAGUUUUAUGGUAUUCUAGAAAAGCUUAAGCGUGAAGGGUAUCAUUUUGCUUAUGAAAUUCAAAAGAGGAUGAGAAUUAUAGUUGUUGGUGGGGAUGCUCUGGCUAACUGGAUUUUGGGAAUCAUCUGUGAUCUAAAAUUGCCCGAGUCACCCUCCAUUGCUCUGAUACCAAUGGGAACUGAAAAUAACAUGGCAUCUUCUUUUGGAUGGAAAUCAGCUGAUGGAGGAUCGGCGGUUGAUGCUCUGGUUGAUGUAAAAUAUACAAAACAGAUGAAAACAGACAGCUGGCACAUUGUCAUUAGGAUGAAAGCCACUCGAAGUUUUGCAGCUCCUCAUGAAAUACCACAUUUUCUGCAUUUAUUUGAUUCUGUUGACAAGGGGGAUAAUCGAAACACGGAUAAUCUCACUUACUGCGGUGGAUUUUGGAACUACUUCAGCUUGGGAGUUCAUGCUCCAAGAUGGUAUCAAGCUAACUGCUUUCAUCCUACUGCAAGGACCUUAACCUCACUUGCAAAAGUAAAGGUUAUGAGGCAUCUUGAUCAAUGGGAAAGGCUUGACAUUCCUAGUAGCAUCAAGUCAAUUUUAUGUCUUAACUUGCCUAUCUUUCAUGGUGGACUAAAACCAUGGGGAAUAAAAAAUGUGAAGGAAAAUGAAAAUAGGCACCUGACCCCUUCUUUCAUAGAUGAUGGACAUCUUGAAAUUAUUGGUUUCAAGGAUGUUUUUCUUCCUCAGAAUGAACAUUGGAUUCGCCUUGAUCAGGUACGGGGAAUUCGCUUUGAGUUUUUGGAGGGUGCAGCUGAGGUUGUGAACAUGAGGAUUGAUGGAGCACCAUGGAAAAAAAUUCCACUUGAUGGUAUCACCUUGAUUGAAAUCUCAUACCACUGUCAAGUCAACAUUCUUGCCAAAGAAAAUUGCCCAGCAGAAUGUAUUCGUGCCUCUGAUGAUGAUGACGAUGACGACAAUGAUGAUUACUAUUACGACUCUGAUUAUGUUGGAGGUGAUGGUGGCGACGGUGUUGAUGAUGAUUAUGAUGAUGAUGAUGGUGGUGGUAGUGUUGAUAAUGUUUACCUUGAAAGACAUAUGAAGUUUGGUGCAGCUGGCACUUUCAAAAUCUCCUCAUCCUAAUAGCUAUUUUUCUUGGAUUUGGGUGUAUUUGGGCUUCUGUUAUGCUGGCCUGGCGAAUGUCGUUUGGUUUCCCUUCUUGUAAAAGAACAGGAAAAAAGGGAAACGAGAGUAAAAACAAAAAUGUAAAGGAAAAGAAAAAAGAUUUACAUGGUAAGAUUAUAUAUAUUCCAUUUAUUCAA
Prunus avium (sweet cherry) is the source of this 2949-nucleotide messenger RNA. RefSeq lists its product as uncharacterized. The record is from RefSeq and is a predicted model, not a curated record. Gene Ontology annotation, biological process: phospholipase C-activating G protein-coupled receptor signaling pathway. NCBI's taxonomy places the organism in Eukaryota, Viridiplantae, Streptophyta, Magnoliopsida, Rosales, Rosaceae. Gene Ontology annotation, molecular function: ADP binding; ATP-dependent diacylglycerol kinase activity. Gene Ontology annotation, cellular component: membrane.